Messenger RNA from Metarhizium robertsii ARSEF 23, 1371 nucleotides. RefSeq names its product TFIIH basal transcription factor complex, subunit SSL1. Bases 1 to 1371 code for a protein of 456 amino acids. The record is from RefSeq and is a predicted model, not a curated record. NCBI's taxonomy places the organism in Eukaryota, Fungi, Ascomycota, Sordariomycetes, Hypocreales, Clavicipitaceae. Gene Ontology annotation, cellular component: transcription factor TFIIH core complex; transcription factor TFIIH holo complex. Gene Ontology annotation, biological process: nucleotide-excision repair; DNA-templated transcription; regulation of transcription by RNA polymerase II. The transcript is spliced from 3 exons. Gene Ontology annotation, molecular function: zinc ion binding.
AUGGCCGACUCUGACGGCGAGUUUGUCGCCGACAUGUCGGACGAUGAGCUCGUCGAUCACCAGGUCACCGACGACGAGGCCCCGUCGGCUCGCAGUAAAUCGUCUCGGCCGAAGCGAAAGCAGAAAAGAAACGGCGAGCAGGCUUGGGAAAAGUCAAAAAGAUCGUGGGAAACGAAUUUGCCCGAGGAGGAUCAGGAUGGCAUCCUCAACCUAACAGUGUUGGAAGCGGAGAAGCGCCGGCGGCUGAUGCGUGAUACGACGCCUCUUCAGCGAGGUAUUAUACGGCACAUGAUGUUGGUGCUCGACAUGUCAUUUGCCAUGGCGGAGAAGGAUUUGCUUCCCACGCGGUACAGGCUGACCAUCAGCUACGCACUAGCGUUUGUCAGGGAGUUCUUUGAGCAGAAUCCCAUUUCGCAGCUGGGGAUAAUUGGCAUGAGGGAUGGCGUCGCUGUUAGAAUAAGCGACCUGGGUGGGAAUCCCGCAGAGCACAUUGAACGCCUAAAGGCAGUCGAGGGGCAGGAUCCCCAGGGAAACCCUAGUUUGCAGAAUGCGCUGGAGAUGUGUCGCGGUGCACUCUUUCACACGCCUUCGCACGGAACCCGGGAAGUCCUCAUCAUUUACGGCGCUUUGUUGUCGAGCGAUCCUGGAGAUAUUCACGAAACCAUCUCCAACCUCAUCGCAGACAAGAUUCGAGUUUCCAUCGUCGGCCUGUCGGCCCAAGUCGCCAUUUGUGCCGACUUGUGCUCCAGGACCAAUGCAGGGGAUGACUCCCAGUACAAUAUUGCCAUGGACGAAGUUCACUUUAGAGACUUGUUCCUUGCUGGCACCACGCCACCUGUGACAAGGACGGCGGAGCAAAACACGGCGAGCCUGCUGAUGAUGGGAUUUCCCUCACGGACGCUCGCACCAGGCGGAGCUAUUAGCUUUUGCGCCUGCCACAGCAAACCUCUCAGGGAGGGAUAUAAUUCCUGUGGACUCACACUGAUUCUAUCCACGCACUUGGCUCGAUCAUAUCACCAUCUCUUCCCUCUACGAAACUGGGUCGAGGUGUCGUGGGCAGAGGCCACAAGAUCAACCGUCUGCUUCUCAUGUUUAUGUCCCUUUCCCGAACCGCCAAAGGACAAGAUUGACGGGGUAGAAAAAUCCAAGGAUGACACUCGCCAUCCAAAAGCUAAAGGAGUUAGCGAAAGCGGGAGGUAUGCCUGCGAAGUAUGCGGCAACCACUUUUGCAUUGACUGCGACGUCUUUGCGCAUCAAGUCAUUCACAAUUGUCCGGGAUGCCAGAGCACCGUCCACCAUGACGUCUCUGCGACAGUCAACGGCAACGGUUACAGUCACCAGACAAACGGGGCGAUGGAGGUGGACACCUAG